AUGCAAAAACAAGAGGAAGAGAAGCAAAUUGCCGAAUCAUUCGAGGCAGAGCUUGCUUCUAUCAAAGAGAAAGGAAAGGAUUUGAAAGGCACAGAGCGUGAUUUUUACACUUCAAUCGUUCAACGCCUUGAAAAUAAUGAUCAAGUCCUUCAAGACCUUCGUAAAGAGCACACACAGCUUCGUGAAGAGCUUUCUCGUCUUACUAAAGAGAAACGUCAGCGUACUCGCGAUCCAGAUUUAGCACAAGAUAUCAAGAGAACAACGCAUUCAGUUAACUUGCUGAAGAAGCAGAUCGAUAAGUUCAAACAUCAAAAGCAACAAGCAAUUAACCGUCAAACAGAACUUCAAGUUCAAUAUCAAAACUUAACUGGUGGAGAAGGCCCAAAGGACACUACUUCAGAGCGUCUCGUUUCUCUUAAGAAUAAGCUUGAUAACGCUGAAAUUAAGAAUCAAGAGACUCUUCACCUCAUGAAAGUUUAUGAUGCGAUUGUCUAUCAAUUACAACGUCAGAAGAUGCGCUGGAACAGUAUCAUCGAAGCCGAGAAAAAGGAAAUCGAGCAGAAAAAGAGAGAUCUUGCAGAUCUCGAGCUAAUUGCAAGAGAUUCAGUUCAUUCAAAGAACGCCGCCGAAAUGGAGUACUCUCGUUUACAAGCUAAAUACGCUGCUAAACGCGAAAAGCGAAACCAGCAAAUCCAGGCUAAAACAGCCCAAGUUCAGCAACAUAUGCACGUUCCUAUCUCAGAAGACAGCGGAAACGACAGCCGACCAAAAGGCAACCAGUCACUCAACUCUCAGCCAUCUGCAGUUAGAAAUCGCAACAACAGAGCUCAAAGAGAAAAGAAAGACGAAAAAUUCAGAGCAGUUAGCUCCAAAUACGACCAAGUCCGCGAAUACUUUGGUACAAAUGAUCCAGAUGAGAUCAAGAAGUUCUUCGACGAUAGAAAACAAAACGCAGAAACCCUUAAAAAACAAAUUGAAGAUCUCAAAGCCGCAAACGCCGAAUUGGAGAAACAAGUAGCACAAAGGAAGUCAGCAAUUGACGAAGCAGAGUACUCUUCUCAUAAAGGAGUUGGCGCAAACAGAUUAUUGAACGAAGCCAAGAAGAUGCUGCUCAAAUCCAAGGAAGACCUGGCUGAAAGUGAAAAGGAAAUGUUCUCUCAACAGAAUUUCAAGGAAAAUGUAGAGAGCGGCAUUUAUCAUUUGGCAGAUGAGAUGCAACUUGUUCAGAAAGAGCCACUGAAGGUCAACAACACAGGAGAACGCCUUGAUUGGAUUAUCCAAACAAUUACAAAGAUCAAAGGAUCACUUGAAGACGAAGAUUUCGUUUUCAUGACAAUUUGCAAUGCACAAGUCGUUGCUCAGAAGAUACAGGCUGAGAAUAACCUCGAUAUCAGAGAAACUGAGAGCUCUAAGAGGCAGCCAAAGGCAAGACCAGGUGAAAUGUUACGUGGAAGACAACAAAAGGCUGAUAAAGGUGAAUUCGUUAGCCGUGUUAUGGACAGAAAUGCAAUUAAGGCAUUGGCGCAGAGAACUGCUCAAGCUAAAGCAGAAGCUGCAGCUAAAGCUCGCAAACAAUAA
Messenger RNA from Trichomonas vaginalis G3, 1578 nucleotides. RefSeq names its product coiled-coil domain-containing protein 151 family. The record is from RefSeq and is a predicted model, not a curated record. The transcript has a single exon. Lineage: Eukaryota; Parabasalia; Trichomonadida; Trichomonadidae. Gene Ontology annotation, biological process: cilium movement; outer dynein arm assembly. The coding region runs from base 1 to 1578 and encodes 525 amino acids. Gene Ontology annotation, cellular component: cilium.